AAAUUUGUAUAUUAUAAUAUUUGGGUAAAAUGUGAAACUACGUGAUAAUAUGAGGGCAUAUUUGAAAGUUUCCCAAAUUAAAUAUGAAAGCAGCUUUCUAAGUCCGAUACGAGAUCGCCGUUUCUAGGGCUCUUUUGGUGUCCCUCUACCUCUCGCGCUUGAAUCCUGUAAUCGCUAACACAGUUCGUCAAAUUUCAGGUUUUUUGGGCUCGUAGGCUUUUUCUGUAUCUCUCAGCAUUUUUCAAUUUCAUAAAACAUGGCGGAGAUACAGUCAAAUGGAAGGGCAUAUGAGUCAUUAUUGGAAAAGGUUCUUUCAAUGAACAUUCUUUCUUCUGACUAUUUUAAAGAGCUCUAUGGUUUAAAGACUUAUCAUGAGGUAAUUGAUGAAAUCUACAACCAAGUUAAUCAUGUGGAGCCGUGGAUGGGUGGGAAUUGCCGUGGUCCUUCAACAGCGUAUUGUCUUCUCUACAAAUUCUUUACCAUGAAACUUACAGUGAAGCAGAUGCAUGGACUGUUAAAGCACACAGAUUCUCCUUAUAUUAGAGCGGUGAGUGAAUCUCUUAACCAUCUUUUUUGCAUUAUUGUCCUGCAUAAAGUAUGAGCUACCGUGAUGCUAUAACCUUGUCUUUUUGGUAUUGGUUUUCUUAGUAGAAUCUUAAAAUAUGUCUUUCCAUCUUCUGGCUUCUUCUUGAUUUUCAGUAAGAUCUAGAAAUCUAACAGUGUGUGCUGCUUGUUCCUAUACCUGUUCCUCCUGUUACUUGUUACCAAGCUGAGUUGUUCUUAUUAGUCAAUUUUAACCCGAAAAAGGUAGGUGUUCCUUUUGAUUGUCAAAUAAUUAUAGAGCAUAUUACAGUCAGGUAAUAGCAUUCCUUACCUCUGGGUUCCAUCUGAAACUAUUCUUUUCUCAUCCCGUAUUGAAGGUAUGAGCGUACACAUAAUUGUUCUCGUGUUUUCAUAGCAGAUUUUCACAACCACAAUCAAAGUUGGGAUGUCAUUCUUUCUUUGAGUUGCUGAGACUUUCUCCCACCAAAAUAUAUAAGACCUUUCUUUGCUAGGAGUAUCCGCAUAUCAAGGUUUGAGGUGUCUUUUCUAUUUUAGCUACUCUAUCUCUCUAGGAUCACCUCUCUGCCCAUUUAACAGUAUAGAACGUAGCUACUGACAAAUAAUCUGUUUAUGAUACCCGGUGUUCCAGAUAAAGUUCAGGAUAUAUCUGAAGUGUUUUCUUUUUAAUGAGACAGUGCAUACAUGCUUCCUUGGUGUAUGGGAAGUUAUGUUUGUCUUGCAUUUUAUAUCAAUGUUUGUUUUGCUUUGCGUUUUUUUCAUGUUACAACAACUUGUUUGAUCUGUUUUACAUGUCCAUUGCUUUUGAUCUAACCACAGGGUACUGAAUGUGCAGGUUGGAUUCCUAUAUUUAAGAUAUGUUGCAGAUGCAAAGACGUUGUGGACAUGGUAUGAACCAUACAUUAAAGAUGAUGAGGAGUUUUCACCAGGAUCAAAUGGACGGAUGACGACAAUGGGUGUUUAUGUACGUGAUUUGCUGCUUGGACUGUACUACUUUGAUACUUUGUUUCCUCGUAUACCUGUUCCUGUCAUGCGCCAGAUUGUAUCAAACCUUGAGAAGAUGAAUUUACCAACUAAACCUUCUGGUUCAACCGGAGACAUGACCCGUGGCUCAGAAGACACUGCCCGUCGUCCACCAUCAGUAAAAGCAUCCCUCUCUGUUUCAUUUGGUCAGCGUGCACCUCAUCGUGCUUCCACCAGAGGCUCUUCUCCUGUUCGCCGUCCUCCACCGACUGGUUAUGACAGAAAUGGAGGCGAUGAAGUACAACAGCGGUCCCCACGUAGAAGCCAGAGCCGAGACUAUUAUUCUGACAGAGACUCAGAUAGACAACGGGAAAGAGAGAGGGAGAAAGACCGCGAAAGAGAGAGGGGGAGGGAUAGAUACAGAGAAAGGGAAAGGGAUUAUGGUAAUGAUAGGAGAUCAAGGCGUGACUAUGAUAGUAGAAGCAGGCGCAAUGAUUAUGAGGACGACAGAAGUAGACAUGACCGGAGAAGCAGGAGCAGAAGCAGAAGUAGGAGCAGGAGUGUGCAGAUUGAGCGUGAACCGACUCCUAAAAGAGAUAGUAGCAACAAAGAGAAAUCGGCGGUGACAGUGAACAGCAAUCUCGCAAAGCUAAAAGAUUUGUAUGGAGACGCAAGUAGUCAGAAAAGGGAUGAAGGAUUUGGAACAAGGAAAGAUUCAAGUUCAGAAGAAGUGAUAAAGCUUGGUGGUUCCUCUUGGAGGUGAAAAAACAAACAGAACAAAACCAAACUGUGGAUUUAAAAUGCUUCUUCUAUUUAGCAGGAUGAUGCAUGUUGUUUAACUAUACUGUUUUGAUUUCCAGCAAACUAUUUGUCAUAUGCUUGAUAUUACAGUUUAAGAGUUGAUCUUUAUCUUGAAUUUCUGUAGACUAUGUGUUGGGUUUUAACUUUCCUACAUAUUUUGUGUGUUUCUCAGUCCACAUUUAGAUUCAGCUAAAAAUAUCAUCUGUUGGAGGUAUAAAAGAAGAGAAAUUAUUCACA
Arabidopsis thaliana (thale cress) is the source of this 2562-nucleotide messenger RNA. RefSeq names its product PRP38 family protein (gene ATSRL1). The record is from RefSeq and is marked reviewed. The coding region runs from base 1505 to 2287 and encodes 260 amino acids. Lineage: Eukaryota; Viridiplantae; Streptophyta; Magnoliopsida; Brassicales; Brassicaceae. The transcript is spliced from 4 exons. Gene Ontology annotation, cellular component: nucleus.